Dibothriocephalus latus is the source of this 765-nucleotide messenger RNA. NCBI's taxonomy places the organism in Eukaryota, Metazoa, Platyhelminthes, Cestoda, Diphyllobothriidea, Diphyllobothriidae. The record is from the annotation of a GenBank genome assembly.
GCCUGUCUCGACCGUGUGGCUGGCUUUGCUGGUCUCCAAUUUGUGGUCAUCAUGGCUGAGACGUGGGCGCAACUGAAGAAGGCCACUCUACCACCAUCGUCUUCACAGUCGCAUUUCAUCAAGGCCACCGAAGCCAUCAAUUUUAAAAAGUGUAUCCUCCGACUUCUAACUAUUCACUCGCCCUGUGUCAACGAGGAUUGUGCUGACUCACACAAAAAAGAUGGUGACGCAGUGACAUCUCCACCAGUUUUAACAUAUCUGCACCAGUGCAGAAAGAUAUUGGACUUGCUGGAAGAGACGGAGGAAAACGAGGACCUGCCGCAGUGGCUGCGUCUUUCUCGUUAUUGCUUUACCCUCCUUGAUUUGCAUGACCAGCUGGCCAGCCGCGGCCUCCUUGACAAUGUGCGCUUCGAUUUGGGCAUUGGAGCUCGUUCGCUGGCACAGGUUGCCAGUCUCCUCUCUGAUGAGCGUGGCGUCCGGAAUUUGGUAGCGGGUUGGAUCAACAUCUUGAUCCUCUAUCGGCAGCAGUUGGAAGCAUCUACGCAGACCACCGCUGCCGCGGUAGCCGACGGCACAACAGUUGCGGCCGCCUCCGGGGAACGUCAUAUGCGCUUUCAUCUGCGUGGCAGGGCUUCCAGUAAGGAGGAUCAAGCUGAUCUGAACGAAAAACUGAGGUGCGUUUCGUUACUUGAUGCACAGCUCUCAUUCAGGAGGGGGGUAUUCUCCGUGUACGGCAUUAUCCCAUGGUUGCCUUUUGUUGUUUGA